UGCCAACUGCCAAAAAUAACAAAGAAGAAGAUCGCGCUGUUAGCUUUAUACUAUGCAGUGGUUAGCUCGAUGCUAGCAAAGUAACACUAAUGUUUGCUCCUAUUAUUGACUGGAGAUGGGCAAGAGAGACAAUCGAGUGGCAUACAUAAACCCCAUUGCGGCUGCUCGAGCCAGGGGGCCUGUCCAGAACUCCGGACCAACUAUACAGGAUUACCUAAGCCGACCUCGGCCAACAUGGGAGGAGCUGAAGGAGCAGCUGGAGAAGAAGAAAAAGGGAUCUCGAGCCCUGGCUGACUUUGAAGACAAAAUGAACGAGAGAUGGAGGAAAGAACUGGCUAAAAACAGAGAAAAACGGCUCGGGGACAAAGACCGGGACAAAAGGUCGACGGACAGAGAAGACAAGAAGGACAAAAAGGAGAAAAAGAAGAAGGAGAAGAAGAAGCCUAGCAGGCAUUCUUCAUCUUCCUCCUCCUCAUCGAGUUCUGAUUCCUCCAGCAGCUCUUCUUCGGAGUCCGAAGGCGAGGAUGAAAAGAAGAGUAUAAAGAAAAAACGGAAGCGGAAGAGAUCUUCGGCCAGGAGACCGUCGGACAGCUCAGACGAAGACUCGGACGCUGAAAGCAAGAAAAGGAAACGAAUCAGGGAAGACGGAGAGAAAGAAAAGGAUGAAAAGGAGCGGAAAAGGAAAAGGAAGGCCGAGAGGAACCACAAAGACUCCUCAUCAGAAUCCAGCGUUGACUCCGAUUGGGACGAGGCUGAACCCAAGAAGAAAAGGAGAAGUAGCGAGGAGAGGGAGAAAUGCACGGGGAAGUCCAAGAAGAAGAGGAAAAAGAAGCACAAGAAGCACGGCAGGAAAAAGAAAAAGAAGGCAACAUCUCAGUCGGACUCGGAGCUCGAUUAAAAAAAGAAAAUGUCUGGUGGCGGCGCUCCUGUUUUCCUCACGCCUCACCGUUGUCAUGUUGCCCUCGAUCAUGAAAGGUUUUCCUCGUCGUGCUGCAGCCCUCAGGAUGGAGCACUAGGACGUCAGGCGCAGUGCUCAGCUUCUGACAUGAGAGACAUGCCGGUACAUCCAUUUUUUUUCUUCCCCCAGAGACUGUUUAUUAUUUUUUUUUUGUGUAGAUUUUGAGUUGCUCCACAAAAAAAGGCCGAGGUGACUUUUUAUUUUUCAUUUUCAUCCCAUGCAUCUGGGAUUAGGUGGGUGUGCUUUUCUCCCACAUCAUACCUCACAUCUCCCGCCGCUCCACGAGGCUGUUCUGCCAGUGCCUGUGUCAUGCAUGUAGACCCUGAUGUCUCGCCAGCCUCACAUUGAAGUUGGAUCUGUUAAAGGUCGUUAGCCGCACAGGCGACAGUGACCUCAAGAGAUACUGGCUUUGUUCGUCGAGAUGUUACAUUGCAGUGUAAAUGUAUAAAUGACAAGAAUUCAAUUAAAAAAAAAAGUGUUGUUUUA
This is a messenger RNA of Fundulus heteroclitus (mummichog), 1444 nucleotides long. It is a transcript of the gene fam133b, whose product is annotated as family with sequence similarity 133 member B. Bases 116 to 898 code for a protein of 260 amino acids. The record is from RefSeq and is a predicted model, not a curated record. NCBI's taxonomy places the organism in Eukaryota, Metazoa, Chordata, Actinopteri, Cyprinodontiformes, Fundulidae. The transcript is spliced from 11 exons.